AACGCGGAUGGCAUUGGCGUUGCCCAAGAUGACGAUGCCACGCGAGCAGCGGAUCCUGGCGCUCGCCAUCUUCCGGUCCGUGUACGGCCACUGCCGGCCUCGCAUCCAGUACGUCGUGCCGGCCGCAGAGCCAUGGCCGGAGCUCUUCCACGGCCUCGCGCUGGGCCGCCUCGCCGACAAUGCGCGCUCGUCGUGCAAGAUGCUCGAGCCCGAGAACUUUGCGCAGCUCGAAGCGAUCGGCUUUGCGUGGGCGCUGCACCUCAACAACCACCGCAUCAUCGUCUCGAUCAACGGCCGGCGCAACCUCCAGCGCGUCCAGCUGUCCGCGCUCGUCGCCGCCUUGCAGACCUAUUCUGAUCGCUUCGGCGACCUCGACAUGCCCAACGACUUUGUCGUACCGCACGACGACGACGCGUGGCCUGCCGAGGCCGCCCACGUCGUGCUGCGCUUCGCGCCGCAGGCGCUCCGGACCAACUUUUACGCGCUCUCAGACGACGACGUCGCGAGCGUGCACGGCCUGUCGCUGUGCAAGGACCUUUUGCCGUGGACCGACGUCUUGCGCUUGCUCUCGCUCUACAAGAUAAACACGGGCUGCAAUUUCGUGCCCCUCGACUUUGUCGUGCCAUCGACCGAUGCGUGGCCGGCGUGCUACUUCGGCGCGACGCUUGGCGACGUUGUGUGGUACCUCGGCAUCAAGCGCGCGCUGUUGCCGCCAAAGCGACGCGCAGAGCUAGCAGACACUGCGAUUGCGUUCAACGUGCCGGCGACGUGGGCGCGCAUCGUACGCGGCCUCGAGAUCUACGUGGCCCACGUCGGCCAUGCCAUCGUGCCCAGUAGCUUUGUGAUUCCGGACGAGUGGGGCCCGCAACUGUGCGGCAUGCGACUCGGGCACUUUGUCGCCAAGCUGCGCCAAGCCAGUGCGCUGUGGCUGCUUCCGAAAGAGACCAUGGACAGCGUCGCGGCCAUCGACGCUUUGGUUGCGAGCGGCGCGCGCACUCCAUGGCCGACGACGCAAGCCGUUAGCGCAACCGCUGUGGUGCGCACGCCGGGACCACUCGCUGUUGGCACGGAAGGCUUUGCUCCGAUGACAACCAGCGACCGGCCGAUGGACGUGCCAUGCCACCGGCCGCGGGUGGAGCACGCGUACCCGCCCACUGAAACCAUCAGCUACUACGCCCUGUCGCCGUCGAUCGGCUCGCAAUGCAUGGCGGCUAGCGACGUCUCGCGACCUUCGAAACGCCCUCGCAUGGACGCAGAUGGCUCGCCGUCGACCUCGUUCCUGCAGCACGUCUCGGACGCGUCGGCGAUGGCGUCGGACGAUGGCCAGACCGAGGACGCACCGGAAAUUGAGCCCGAGACAAGCGACGUUAUCGACUCUGCGCCGCGGCGAAAAUGGAGCUUUCAGGAGAAGCUCACGGCGCUCGGGUGCUACCGCGCCGAGCACGGCCACCUCGCUGUGCCGCAAGCGUUCCGCGUGCCACCGACGGCGGCAUACCCUGCGUACUUGCAUGGUAUGUUGCUCGGAAUCAUCGUGUCGGCGCUGCGCCAGAAGGAUGCGAUGUUGUCGCCAGACCAGCAAAGCGAUCUGGACACGCUCGGCUUUCUCUGGCGCGUCCGGGGGUCGGUUGGCCGCUGCAUCAUCCAGUGCCCCAACACCUCUGCACGCGCGGCGCGAACCAUCUCGUGGCACGAUCAGAUCCAAGCCCUUCUCGUCUUCCAGCAGCAGCACGGCCACUUUCACGUCCCACGCGGCUUUGUGGUCCCCGCCGACGAUGCGUGGCCUCUCUCGACGCACCACUUGCUUCUCGAGCACGUGCCGCCGGCGAUUCAAGCGCACUUGUAUGAGCUCUCGGACGACCAAGCCAACGUCGUGCGCUCCGCGGGCCUCGUUCCAUCGGUGCCCGACUUUCGCACCUUUGUGUGUCUUCUCGGACUCUUCCAAACCACGUACGGCGUGUCAUCAGUCUACCGCGACUUUGUCAUACCGGCCACUGGCGGCUCGUGGCUCGAUGCGUGGCGCGGCCUCGACCUCGGCGAGCUCGCGUGGCGUGUCGGCUUGAACAUGUCGCUUCUCUCGAAAGAAAAGCAGGCGGCGCUCGCGGGCAUCGUCUUCAACUCGGACGCGACGUGGGCUCGGAUUCUUCGAGGCCUCGAGCAUUUUGAACGCUUGUACGGCCCACUGAGUGCGCCGUCGUCGUUUGUGGUGCCAUCGACGUGGCCCUCGGACCUUGUCGGCCUCCGACUCGGCCACUGGUCCAAGGUAACCCAGGUCGCGUUCCGGCUCGAGCUACUGCCGCCAACGACGGCGGCGGCCGUCAAGAAGCUCGUGAUGCAGAGCGUCCCCGUGCCACUCGAGUGGACGACCCCCACGAAUGCAGCAGACGCAUCCGCGCUCCAGACGCGCGUGCUCGCGAUGAAGAAGGUCGUCGAUGACGUGUUUGGGCUUAGCGUACCAGAAACCUUUGUCGUGCCCGCGAAUGGCGACGCAUGGCCCGAGGGCAGUCACCGCUUCCCGCUGGGCGAAGGCUUGCGCUGGCUCCAGACGCUGCCGGCGUCACCUCCGAGAGCCAUCGACCAGGCCGACACCCGUGCGUCAUUGCAGCAUGCGCCCCACGGUCCCACGCCGGGACGCGACACGCCGAUGCCGGCAGCAGCACGCAUGGAGCAGACACCACCACCUAUCGAUUCGAUGCCACCGAUGGAGGAGCUUGAGCCGUCGUCCGUCCAGGAGCCGUCCGAUGCGUCGCCUUCGGCGAUGGACCUGCAGCGACAAGUGCACGUGAUCGCACUCUACCGUGCCAUGUACGGAUCGGCCGACAUCCCGAUCGAGUUUCUCGUGCCGGCGUCCGAGCCGUGGCCGGUGGAAUACCGUGGGCUGCGACUGGGUGCGAUCGCCAACGAGAUCCAGCGGGUCAAGCGGCCCUACGACCGAGGCUUUGAGCGUGACCUGCGCGCCGUCGGUUUUGUGUGGCACACUGCAGCACCGUCGUCGCGCUGCGUCGUGUGCGAGGCGUCGGGCGACCUCGUCGUUGAAACCAUCGACCUCUCGAUCCAAAUCCGGGCGCUCGUCGCGUACUGGGGCCUCGGCGGGGACCUCGAUGCGAUCCCCGUCGACUUCUCCGUGCCCGUUAGCGACCCGAUGUGGCCGUCGGCGGCCGCAGGUAUCGUCUUGUCGCAUGUACCCGCCUCGCUGCGGUACCAUUGGUUUGAGCUCACGCCCGCGAUGGAAACCACCGUGCGUCGGCUCGGCCUCUUUGCGCAGAUUCCGCCGUUCGAUACGUUCUUGUCGCUUGUUGAGAUGUACCGCCGUACGCUUGGGGACGCGUCGGUGCCGUUGGACUUUGCCGUCCCCGAAAGCCCGGCGUGGCCAGCGCCGUGGCAUGGAGUGCUGUUAGGUCAACUGGCGUGGUUCAUCGGCCUCCGCGCGUCCAAGCUCCGACCGGACCAAGCGAAUGCCCUUCGCACGAUUGGCUUUACGUUUGGCGCACCGGCGACGUGGGCGCACAUUGUGUCGGGUGUCGGGAUCUACUACCGGCUACACGGCGCGUCGGUGGUGCCUCCGUCGUUUGUGGUUCCCGCGACGCCCGAGUGGCCAACGGACCUCUACAACAAUCCCCUUGGCUACUGGGUCGAGCACAUGGCGAUGGCCAAGCGCCUGCGGCUGCUGCCGCGCGCGACGCUGGAUGCGCUCCAAGCCGCGGCGGACGACGCUGCCGCGCAAGGGCCCGUGGCGACGACAAUGUACCUCGCAUGCUCUCGCUCCUCGAGUAUGGACACACCCUCGACGCCCUCUGGACCUUUCGGCAUGUUGCCGGAGCACGAUCGGGCGUGGUCACCACCCACGUGGUCGCUCGCCCUCGGCCACUGCGUCCAGCGCCUCAAGGCCGCGUACGAGACGCUGCCCUUUUCGAUUCGAAGCCACCUUGAUGCCAUUGGCGUGCGACCGGACGACGAUCAGGGCCCGCCUGCCAACCCAAUGCCUAUGGUAGAUCGCUGGCAGUCGCCGUCCCCACCACCACGAUAG
This is a messenger RNA of Saprolegnia parasitica CBS 223.65, 4024 nucleotides long. RefSeq lists its product as hypothetical. The coding region runs from base 8 to 4024 and encodes 1338 amino acids. NCBI's taxonomy places the organism in Eukaryota, Oomycota, Saprolegniomycetes, Saprolegniales, Saprolegniaceae. The transcript is spliced from 2 exons. The record is from RefSeq and is a predicted model, not a curated record.